GCAUGAGGGUGAGCCAGGGCACUGAGGGCACCCAUAAUAACUUCACCGUCCACCACCUAAAAUGGGGUCUAAGGUCGAAGACCAAUAGGCACUGACUUGGCGGAUCAAGAUCGCCGACUCUUCGCUCCGACUCCAAUGCUUCAACAUCCAUUCAUCUUAUCGUCGCUGGCCGAUGUGACUCAGUGAGAACUUCGUUGUAGGAACGACUUCUGCAAUUCCGCCGCAGCAAUGCAGGCUCUGGGCGCGUCGCCGUUCUUCCUCUGCUCGGCGCUCGAGGGGACCAUGGCUGCCUCGACGAACUCCGCACCGCAUCUACUGCGAUCCUCGUCCAUUGCACUAAGUAAACGAUUGUUAUCGAGCAGCAAUCGUCAGCUUUCCUCUUCUGAAUUCCAUCGCUCCGACUUUGCCAACCAGCCGUUCACUGGCUCCUACGAACCUGGAACGCCUACGAGUGGCCCACUCGGAGGCGCAUCCAUCUAUGGCACGCCACGACUCACACCGAAAAUGCUCAAGCAGCAUCUCGACCAAUUCGUGGUCGGCCAGGAGCGGGCCAAGAAGGUCCUUAGCGUUGCAGUAUUCAAUCACUAUCAAAGGAUACAAGAGUUGCAGAGAAGAGAAGAGGAGGAAGAAGAGCUGAUGGCCCGGCGAGAGAGAAGGGAGCGCCAUCCUGUUGAGGACGAAUUCCCUGGUCAACAAUCGACGAUUCGCAUGGGCGGAGGCCAGCCACCAGCAUUCGAUCCCCGAACGAGUGGUACACCGUUAGUGGACACAAGUCCAUUGACGUUGGAGAAGUCAAACAUAUUGCUUUUGGGCCCAAGUGGUGUAGGGAAAACGUUGAUGGCUAAGACAUUAGCACGUGUGUUGUCAGUGCCUUUCUCGAUGUCCGACUGUACCCCAUUCACUCAGGCUGGAUAUAUCGGCGAGGAUGCUGAAGUCUGUGUACACCGAUUGCUGGCUGCGUCAAAUUAUGAUGUUGAACGAGCCGAAAAAGGUAUAAUAUGUCUUGACGAAGUCGACAAAAUUGCGACGGCAAAGGUCAGUCAUGGUAAAGAUGUCUCCGGGGAAGGUGUACAGCAAGCAUUGUUGAAGAUCAUCGAAGGUACAACCAUUCAGAUACAAGCAAAGCCCGAACGAAAUGCACCACGAGCUGGUGGGCAGUCCCAAUCAUAUCCGACCAACAGCCCGUUAGGUGCUGGUUAUUCUGCUGGCUCGACAGGCGCUGCAGCAACUCCCGCCAAAGGUGACGUCUACAAUGUCAGGACUGACAACAUUCUUUUCAUAUUCAGUGGAGCCUUCGUCGGGCUCCAGAAGCAUAUCAUGGACCGUCUGAUGAAAGGAAGUAUCGGAUUUGGAGCCAGCGUCCGUUCGAGCUCCAACCUGCACUCGUAUGCUCGUGACCAGAAAUCAACGAGCCAUGCUCCAGUGCCGAUACUGCCCGGCUCCCAGGAGGAGGAACUAUAUAAAAAGCAUUUGCCAUUUUUCACCCCUACUGCGGCACCUGAACAAGCAUCACCCGAUGGAAAUCCAAUCGAACCGAAUUACUUCAACCCGCUAGAUCUGGUCAUACCGGCCGACCUGCAGUCUUAUGGCUUCAUUCCCGAGCUUGUUGGCCGUAUACCUACAGCUGCCGCUUUGGCUGCCCUUACACAUCCGUUGCUACUGCGCAUCCUCACCGAACCUCGCAACAGCCUUGUAGCCCAGUACGUUACACUAUUCUCGCUUUCGGGUAUAGAACUGCGUUUCACCACACCGGCUUUGCAUGCUAUCGCCUCGAACGCGCUCACAAUGGGGACAGGAGCACGUGCUUUGCGUACUGAGAUGGAAACCAUUCUUGGCGAUGCCAUGUUUGAGGUACCGGGAAGCAGCGUGAAGUAUGUUCUUGUCACAGAGCGUGUAGCUAAACGACAGGAGGGCGCUGUCUACUUUGGCAGGGGUCAAGGUGGAAAGUUUCAUGCCAUGAUUGCUCAAGAAGAGGGCGAUUGGGAGGACAAGCAGAAGCGGAAAGAGGACGGACGCAAAGCGGAGAGAAUGACUGCUAGCUUUGAGGACUGGAGGACGAAAUCGACUAUUGCGGCUGGAAGCGGAGGUUGAAAGCCUGCUGUAUUGGACAUUGAUGAUUAUGAUGAUUGACGACGAAUGAACACAUGGGAGCAAUCUGGGGAAACUGCCUGCGUAUUUUACAAUUGCCGAUGGCCGAUACCACAACAUCAGCAAUGACAGAGCAGCUUCGCCUUGCUCCUUGGCGACGAACAUCCUUCAGACUGAGGGAGGGCUCCCCUUCUCGCUGCUUCGCCAAAGA
Molecule: messenger RNA, 2299 nt
Organism: Exophiala viscosa
Lineage: Eukaryota; Fungi; Ascomycota; Eurotiomycetes; Chaetothyriales; Herpotrichiellaceae
Product: ATP-dependent Clp protease ATP-binding subunit ClpX
Exons: 1
Coding region: 229-2091 (620 amino acids)
Cellular component (GO): mitochondrial matrix
Molecular function (GO): ATP binding; ATP hydrolysis activity
Source: RefSeq, a predicted model, not a curated record